UGCGGGGAGUGGCGACCGGUGGUGGUUUCCCUCCUUCGCGCGGGGUGGGGAGCGGGCGACGCCCCCCGGACCCCUGAAGGGUCGUGGCUUUUUUUUUUGUAGGGCGAUUCUCGAGGUUUUUAGCUCUGGGAGAGUGCCUCCUCCUCUCACCGCUCCCCUCUACUCCCUCAGGACUCGAUUUUGUUUAAAAUUUUUCUUUAAUCUUGUGGUGGCUUGGGUCACCCUCCGGGUGUCUUGGCUUUUUUUUUUUAUUUUUGGUUUUGUUUUGAUUUUGUUUUCUCAGGGUUCCCCCCUCUUGUUUGUGUUGUGUGUGGAAAUGGCGAACUCGGCAAAUACAAACACCGUGCCUAAAUUAUAUAGAUCUGUGAUUGAAGAUGUUAUUAAUGAUGUGAGAGAUAUCUUUUUGGAUGAUGGAGUGGAUGAACAAGUCCUGAUGGAACUAAAAACUUUAUGGGAGAAUAAGCUAAUGCAGUCUAGGGCAGUAGAUGGACUUCAUUCAGAAGAGCAGCAGCUUUUAUUGCAAGUUCAGCAGCAGCAUCAACCCCAGCAGCAGCAGCAUCACCAUCACCACCACCAUCAGCAAGCUCAACCACAACAGACUGUACCGCAGCAAGCUCAGACCCAGCAGGUCCUUAUUCCUGCACCCCAGCAAGCACCACAAGUUAUUGUUCCUGAUUCUAAGUUGAUACAACAUAUGAAUGCAUCAAACAUGAGUGCUGCUGCCACAGCUGCUACCUUGGCACUCCCUGCAGGUGUGACUCCUGUUCAACAGAUAUUAACAAAUUCAGGCCAGCUUCUUCAGGUGGUCAGAGCAGCCAAUGGUGCCCAGUAUAUCUUUCAACCUCAGCAGUCAGUGGUUCUACAACAACAGGUUAUACCACAAAUGCAGCCUGGUGGAGUUCAAGCUCCUGUUAUACAACAGGUACUGGCCCCUCUUCCUGGAGGGAUUUCACCACAAGCAGGUGUCAUCAUCCAGCCUCAGCAAAUCUUAUUUACAGGAAAUAAGACUCAAGUUAUACCUACAACUGUGGCAGCACCUACAGCAGCACAAGCGCAGAUAACUGCAACUGGUCAACAGCAGUCACAGGCCCAGCCUGCUCAAUCACAAGCUCCAUUAGUGUUACAAGUUGAUGGAACUGGGGAUACGUCGUCUGAAGAAGAUGAAGACGAAGAAGAAGAUUAUGAUGAUGAUGAAGAGGAAGACAAAGAGAAAGAUGGAGCUGAAGAUGGGCAGGUGGAAGAAGAGCCCCUCAAUAGUGAAGAUGAUGUGAGUGAUGAGGAAGGGCAGGAACUCUUUGACACAGAAAAUGUUGUCGUAUGCCAGUAUGAUAAGAUACACAGAAGUAAAAACAAAUGGAAAUUUCAUCUCAAGGAUGGCAUUAUGAAUCUUAAUGGAAGAGAUUAUAUAUUUUCCAAAGCCAUUGGAGAUGCAGAAUGGUGAAGAGUUGCUUCUUUUCUUUUAUAAAUAAAACAAAACAAACUUAAAAAAAUUUUUUUAAGUGGACAGUUUGAAACUUGGGACAUACACCAACCAAAACUUAAUUUCUGCAUGUCAAAAAAGUGCAGUAGAAGCAAAGCUACUGGAACAAAGAUAGACCUUGACAACAUAGACACUACUUCUAACUGGCAAGCCAUGGAACUGUAGCACCUGGGGUUGUUGAGGGGGGAGGGCUGGGUUUUUGUGUAGGAAAACCAUAAUUGUCAAUUUUAAAUACAGGUACCUGCCACCAAUACUUAGCAUGUAAAGCUUUGUCUAUAUUCCUUCCUCCAACUUGGGUUAAAUCAGAAGAUACUUGUUGGAAUGAACUGAAGAAACUUCCCUUUUGAUAGAUUGAAAUUGCUUAUUGCGUGUGGUUAUAAUUGGUAAAAGUUGUGUGAGCUUUUUACAAAAGGGUAAGAAUUAUGGUGUUGAAUUUUAAUUCACUUGUGUAAGGAAACAAUUUAAAACUCUCAUAGUAUGUCUUAAAUAUUUUUACUUGCUGUUCUUCCUCAGUAACAUUUACCUCUUCCUUCCCUGCUCUGUGAAACAUCUAUUUAAGAGUUAAAGGUGAUCAAACUUAGUUUGGAGGCAAAACUUGACCCAGGAAUGAAUAUUUCUUUUAAUUAGGUUUUCAUACUUAGUAAAUGUAAUUCAAAGACUUGGGUCUUGCCUGAGUUAAGUGGAAUGAAAAUGACAACUUAAAUUUUCUUACUGUAUUGUUUCUUUUAGUCUCAUACCUUAUAAGAAACCCCAGUUGGCUCCUCAGGAAUACGGUUUUAUUUCACAAAGGUAGCAUCUAGCUGAAAUUGUAUACAAAUAAGUAGAUGUAGAGUUUUCUUGUUAGGGCUGAAGCUAAACAUUCAGAUAACAUUUUGAAGCAUUGAUUGAAAGAAACAUAGGGCAGGCAGUGAGGACCUGGAUUUUUAUGAAACAAUUUAGUAAUUAUAAAAGUUUCUUGUGUUUGUUAGUAAAGAAUUGAAAAAGCCUAUUAUUCUAAUUGAACAAAUUUUUUAAAAAGCAACUUUGUAAUUUGAGGGGAAAAUUUUGAGGGUGGAGGGAGGUGUAGGUCACUAAGUACAAAUUUACCUCUAUUUCAUUUGGUGGCCCUUUUAGGUCAUUGAUAAUAUAAACAUGGGCUCUGGUUUGCACAUCUGGAAGAAAGGAUAGAAACUUGACUUGUAUAUUAAAAAUAACAUUUAAUAUGUACAUUAAGAAUUACAUAAUAUUAUGUAAGGGGCUCCAAAGAACAAUGUGGCAAUGCUGUGUUCGUUGUGUGAACUAGCUGCCUGGAAGAAUUGCAGGAACACUUGUCUUCACCUUUGUGUUCUUAGAACUAAUUCAACUUUUCGUGGUUUAUCUUGAAAAAAUUCACUUGUUUUAAGUUACUUGUCUAUGGAUUUUUUUUAGUCUUCCAUUUUUGUCUUCAGAUUAUUUGCCUUUGUGUGUUUCUAGAAGUAACACACAAACACUUUAAAGUACAUUGCAAAGGAGAAAACUGUGAGCUACUACAUAGUGUUUUUUCUUCUUCAUUUUUUUUAGCACAAAUCUUUAAACUUCUCAAAAAGCCUAAUGAAUUUUUUCCCUACUUCUUUCCCACUUACCAACUUGGCUCCUUUAACUUAUCUUCUCUACUUUGGUGUAAAUGGUGGUUUCUAGCAUGCUAGUAGUUAAGUUUUCUUUAGAUGCCAUGAUUGGGAGUAUGGUUUUUAUUCUGACUAUAUUAAUUUAGUUUUUUUGGGGGGAGGGGGGAGAUUUAUUUGUUGACCCCACUACUCUCAAAAGCACAUCUUUUUUAAAUUAAUGAAACAGGGAGGAGAAGGAGAAGAAGGAAAAGGGUGAAAUAACAGAAAUCCUGUUGUUCAGUUGUCUUUAGUAAAAUUGCUAGUAGGUUUAUAUUUACCCAAUAAAGAAGUCAACAACCUGAACUACCUAUAAAAGUUUCGCGGUGCUGCAGUAUUGAUUAAGUGAAAACUUUUGGCUAUCUAGUAGUUCUUACGCUACUGAAAAUUGGAUUGCUGUAUGAUAUUCAGAUCCUGUCAUGGGCCUUCUAUAUAGACAAACAUUUGUAUUCAUAGUAACAUUGUAUACUGGCCAGUUUUUAUAACUUGUUUUCAAACAUGAACAACCACAGCUUUCAGAAUGAUUCACUAGGGUUAUUUUAAAGCAGGAAGUAACCAUUUGUAUUUGCACCUGUGUAUUGCAUAUUAAUUUGGCAUGCUUGGCAAAUGCUUUUCUUUUACCUGUGAAAAUUCUGAAAGCUGGUCCAAACAAUACUGCAUACCAAAAUGUGCUUUUAUAUACUACCGCAUCGUGUUCCUUUUUAAUCAAAUAGCAUGUUUUAGUUUUAUUAUAGUGGCUUGAUGUAAGAAUGUCACUUGCUUAUCUUUUAUUGUACUUGAAUUUUUAAUCAUGCUUUUAACAUUGUAUUUAGCAAAUCAUUUCAUUAGGUUCCGUAAAUAUGUCAUUCCUUUGAAAAAGCAAAGGAUUCCCACUUUCUACAAUUUUAAAAUGAAAGUAACAUGUUUAUCCAAAGGAGGAAAACAGUUCAGACUUGUAUUAUGGAAAUGACUAAAGGUUGCAGAAAAGGAUAAGUUUAGAUUUGCACAGAUGGUGAUGGCACCUUUUACAUUAAAAAAGAAAAAAAGAUUAACAUUAAUCAGCAGUGCUAAGGAAAAUUUACCCAAAAUUGCUAGAUAAAAUGUGGAAAUGUGUGCCUUUCAGUAUAUAUACUCUUGCUUGUUCAUUGGGAUAUCCAGAUCACUUGAAUGCCUGAGAGCACAUUUAAUUUCUAUGGAGUACCACAUACGGCUCAAAACAACUCUUUAAUGUGCAAUUAGUUUCUAGAAUAAAAUGUCUGUUAUAUGAGGGGGAUCUUUAUAUUGGGCUUUUAUUUUUUUUUUAAUGUUCACAUUUCUUUUUGUUGAUUAAAUGCCACCAUAAUAUCAUAUUUACAUUGUUGCCGCUUUUAAAAUCAAAGCCACCUUGAUGUUAUUCUAGGAAUACAUCAUGAUUUGAGUAGUAUGUGUAGUGAUUAAAAUGUGUUCUUGAAGAGCAUAUUUCUAAUAGAUUCUGGUUUUAGAAAACAAGAACAAUAAAAUAUAAUAGCUUUUAUAUGAAUUUCUUUUGCUAUAGUGAAAAUCAAGAAUUUUGUUUUUUUUUUUUUUUACUGGCUUUUAUGUGGGAAUGAAAAGGGUUGUCUCCCUCUAAGAGUAACUUCUUCUUAUCUCAUAGCAAUAAUGUCACCAUUCUUUUCAUAAGGAAAUACACCUUAUAUAGGAAAGCAGACAAAAAUUUCCUCUUGGGAAUUCCCUUUAUAAUUUAGCAGUUUCUUCCACUUAAGAAAAUUCCUAUAUUUUCAGAUUAUUUCAUCUUGAAAUUUUUGAGCUUUUGUGCAAUGUAAUAUUUUAUUGAUCUGUCUUUGUAUAUUUUCAUUUUAUUUCAUGUGUGUCUCCCACCUACCUAUCUGAAUCAGCCAUUUCAGAUUUUAAAUUCAGUAGUUAAAACUAAUUGUUCCAUGUAGUUUCUCAUGGGUUUAUGUUGAAUAACUUUGCAUUGUAAUCCACUAUUAAUGCUAUGGAAAUUACUCUAUAUUCUUCCCUUUGUAAGCCUGCCUUAGUCUGUCUUUUGUCAUUUUCUGUGGUUUAAGGAAGAACACACCAAACUUAUAUUUUCAUUUCAAAUAAAUUAUUUCUUCUCUUCUAAGGGAAGAAAUAGAUUGAAUUCGUAACUACUCUUGCAGUCAACGUUCCUUAAAUUAGUCCAGUAUGCAUCAGGGCUACAAUUAUGGGAGAGGGGCUAAUCCUUUUGCUGUUCGGAGCUACUAUUGUCAACUGCUGUUGUACAUACUGUUAUGUGUAAGGGCGUAAAUAUAUUUAUUAUGUUUGUAAAAUUCAUUCUGUACAAUUGCAGAUCAAGUUUGCUCUUCUGUGAUAUACAGGAUAUUAUGUUUUAAAGACCAUCCUUGGGAUACAAUUAGAGAACUUAGUAUUUUGAUGUACUAAGACCUAUUUUAAGUUUAAUAUUUUACCUUUGCAAAAACUUUAAUUAAAGAUGUUAUUUAA
This is a messenger RNA of Choloepus didactylus (southern two-toed sloth), 5541 nucleotides long. RefSeq names its product transcription initiation factor IIA subunit 1-like. NCBI's taxonomy places the organism in Eukaryota, Metazoa, Chordata, Mammalia, Pilosa, Megalonychidae. The coding region runs from base 317 to 1441 and encodes 374 amino acids. Gene Ontology annotation, cellular component: transcription factor TFIIA complex. The record is from RefSeq and is a predicted model, not a curated record. The transcript has 2 exons. Gene Ontology annotation, biological process: transcription by RNA polymerase II; transcription initiation at RNA polymerase II promoter.